This is a messenger RNA of Rubroshorea leprosula, 1632 nucleotides long. The record is from the annotation of a GenBank genome assembly. Lineage: Eukaryota; Viridiplantae; Streptophyta; Magnoliopsida; Malvales; Dipterocarpaceae.
GACCCUCUGCACCCGACGAGCCCCCCAUUUACCGCCACCCAUUUCCGGUCGGAAAUCCGGCAAAGCUUGGGGAUUCUCCCUAUUUUCUUGUUCUAGAACACCUAUUAAACCCACAAAAUCCCGGAUCUGCUCUGCUUUUCUCCCCUGUCCGCCGGCUGCUAUGUGGGUUUGAAUUUUUGGGCAUUUUUCGGGUAAGCCACAGCCAUAAACUUCAUCUUUUCAGCUUGAUUAAGGCUGGGUUUACCUUAAUUGCUCUUAUCUCCUUCAAUUUAGAGGUAGCCGUGAGCUUCCCCUGCAAUUCCCGCCGGUUUCUCCCCCAGCCAAGCUCGGUUUUUGCAGCUGGAAAAUUGUGGGUUUUGAUCGUUCUGUCACCGUAGCACUUGGGUUAGCCUUCUGUUCUGUGUGAGUAAGGAAGCGAAACCGAGAACGGGGAAACCUAGGAGAGUGACGAGUUAGAGGGCUAGUCAUCUUGUAAAGUGAACAUAGAUUGUAAAUAUAGAUCAUGAUCUUCAUUGUGUUCACAUGCAUGGGGGUUGGCUUUACUAAAUAACGGGUGGAUAUCAAUCGAGGACAGCUAUUUUCAAAACAUGGUUGCGGAAAUUAGGAUAAGGAUGGCUGAAUUGUUCUUUCUUUUUCUUCUUCCUUAUCCGCGUGAUCUGCUCUUCUUCUUCUUCCCGAAAGCCCCAAGCCCCCCGACAGCCUCCUCUUGAAAAACCCGUGAGAAGCUUGUGUUUUUCCCCUUGUUUUCUUGUCCGAAAACCAGAUUUGAGCUUAGAAACCUUCUCCCCUGCUGGAAAAGCCGGAUCUGCCCUGCUCUGCUUUGUCCUUCCGCCAGCUGCUCUUGAUUGUGGGUGAUUUUUGGGCCUUUUUUUCGGUAAGAACAGCCCCUAAUUCCUUUGUUUUUGCUUGAAUUGGCUUGGGUUAACUUUGAUUGCUCUUAUUUCCUUCAAUUUUGGGUAAACCCGUGAGCUUUCCCUGCAGCUUGCCGCCGGCCUCUUCCCCCCUGUAGCUCUGGUUUCUACAGCUAGAGAAUUAUGGUAUGUGACAGCCUUUUAAGGCUGAAAUUGUCCAUUUAGUUUGCUGGCUGUGUAUGUCCGAAUUUUGCUAGAAAAAUGGGGAAGAAUUUGAUAGCUUUAGGACCAUGAUUUAGCUUAAUUGAAGUGGGAUUUAUGUGAUUGAGUGUUAAUUGCUUGUUGUGAUUUUUGGAGAGAAAACCCCGUGAGAUUAUCUAGUGUUUUGGCCAAUUUUGGAAGUGCAGUUACUGUUCACGUCGGGGUCACUGUUCACCGGUUACUGUUCACACCCCGAGGGCCAACAUUUAACGAGAAUUUAAAUGAUUAGUUUGUGAUAUAAGAACGAAUUUGGAGAUGUCCGAUCAUGUGGAAAGUGAUAGAAAUAGCAUUGUGAUUAGGAAUGAUCCUAAUGAUGAUUUCAAUGUGAAUUUGUGAUAGUCCGGUAUUAAUUCUCGAAUAUUUUGAUUAGGUUCUUGAUCGUUCUGUCAGUUAGUACGUGAAUUGAGUGCUCGGUUUUAUGCAAGUAAGGUAAGUAAAAUUAUGGUAACGCCCUUUGACUUUUCAAGCAUGUUUUGAUUUGUUUUUGAAGUGGUGGCGGGACUAAACCCGUUUUACACGA